CAACAAGUUUAUUCCGGUCAUAAACAAAUGUUGCCACAUUAAGUGACGUAACUUCCUUAUGACUCAUUCCCGCCUUGGUAUUGAAAUCCUUUAAGAAGAAAGAAUUGGUAAUUUCUUGAUUUCAGAGCAGCUGGUUUAUGAUGCAGCUAUGUCUGUUCAUCAUGUGCUUUGGUUUACAGUCCUCCUGUUCUCCCAGGGCUGUUGGGGAGAAGUAACAAGACAUGUUGACUGUGAGACACUGAAAAUACAAAACGCCUACAAAUACUGCAUAGAUGUAAAGGAGCAAUAUACAUGUGUGUUCUGGGAAUCAGAGUCUUUGUGGCUUGCUGAACUUUGCAUAAACAAAAGCAGUAAACUAGCAUCCAGUGUAAAUUAUGCCAAUUUCUCCUGCAUUAUAAUCUUGGUGUGUUUGAAUGUCACCCACAUUGGCCAAAGUACUACUCAGGAGACGUGGACCCAUAUCAUUGUAUCUGGUGCGUCAGCUAGAGAUGGUGAGAAAAAACACAAUCAUGAAGACACUAGCAAAAGAGCUGUAAGAAUUGAUGUUAUUGUUUCCAUUGUCAUCGGGGUUGGGGUUGUGGUCGGGGUUGGGGUCGGAGUCAUAGUCAUAGUCAGAAAGCAGAAGAGGCAGACCAAUGGGGAUGCAGAUCAGGAUAAUAUUGAGAUGAACGAUAGGGGAACAGCCACCAGGCUGAAUGGGCAAACAGUUAAUUCCAGCACUUAUGAAUGUAAUGAAGACCUGGUUGUUGUUCUGGAUCAACAUCUGAGAAACGGAAAUGCGCUGUGUGACAGCGGCAAAGGAGUGAAAGACUUGCUAGGAGAUGAAGAUGAAAAGCCAGCAGAUAAUAAUGGAACAGAGAGAGAAUCCUUUGAGAAGACACAUGAGGAUUCCCCUAUACCCACUGUACCCAAGAUUUUCAGCAUUAACAACCAGACCAAGGAACCAACGCCUGAUGCACAGAGUCGAGGACAUCCUAUGACUCAUGGAGGUCCUCACAUGUCUAAUGGGACACCAGAGGAGACCACCAAUCUACUGGACCAGGACCAAGUCACCAGCCAUCUGAUGUUAAGAGACAAAGGACCUAAUUACAUUAAGUCAAGAGGAGGAGGACUGUAACAAGUGGUGGACGCUUGAAUACAUCCACAAAAAUAGAUGAACUGGUUCGGAUAAAUAUAACACACUGCUCAAAAUAAUUAAGGGAAAACAAAAAUCACACACCAGGUGUCAAUGAAAAAAAUAUAUUAAAGAUAAAAAUCUUUACUAUGGAUUGCAAUUUGCUUAGAGAACAAAAUGAUGCAACGGAAACCAAAAUCACCAACCGAUUGAGGGCUGAUUUCACAUUUACACCAAAAAUGAAAGUAAACAAUUGAAAUCACAGGCUGUUCCAACUUGCGUGAAUUUCAUCCCGGCAACUCAUAAUGUGACUCAGUAGUGUGUAUGUCCCCCACGUGCCUGUAUGCACUCCCGACAAUGUCUGGAGAAUGUUCUUGAUGAGAGGGCAGACAGUGUCCUGGGGGAUCAACUCCCAGACCUGGAUCAAGGCAUCAGUGAGCUCCUGGACAGUUCUGUGGUGCUACUUAGCAGUGUCAGAUGCACUG
Esox lucius (northern pike) is the source of this 1599-nucleotide messenger RNA. RefSeq lists its product as uncharacterized. The coding region runs from base 149 to 1117 and encodes 322 amino acids. NCBI's taxonomy places the organism in Eukaryota, Metazoa, Chordata, Actinopteri, Esociformes, Esocidae. The record is from RefSeq and is a predicted model, not a curated record. The transcript is spliced from 11 exons.